Messenger RNA from Fimicolochytrium jonesii, 2532 nucleotides. RefSeq lists its product as uncharacterized. The coding region runs from base 31 to 2397 and encodes 788 amino acids. The transcript has a single exon. The record is from RefSeq and is a predicted model, not a curated record. Lineage: Eukaryota; Fungi; Chytridiomycota; Chytridiomycetes; Spizellomycetales; Powellomycetaceae. Gene Ontology annotation, molecular function: protein binding.
CGUUUUUGGGAGCACUCUCACCAAGCCAAGAUGGUGGGAACAUGGGCAUAUCGAACCCUUAGGCCCUCCCGUGCUGUUGCGGCGGGUCAGAUGCGGCCGGCUGCUCGUCGCAGAGCCGUCGCCGUCUUACCUCAACUGCCGCCACGAACCGAUCACUUUCGGAGGUCGCAUGACAGCGCUGCAGCCCAACAACCGGAGGUGGGGAUCAUAGAGACGGUACAGGGUACGCAGGGGAAGCUACAAGAGUCGGUAGCGUAUGAGACAGAGACGACAGCGAACGGAGCAGAUGGGACACCUGGACGCAACACCGAAGUGGCAAAUGCAGAUCACCAAGCUCCUCCAUCACCCGCGGAGGUCGGCACGACAGAGAUCAUAAGAUCUCAGACGGACCUCGUCAGGGAUAUACUAGAACUAAAACCGAGAUUCCGCAAAUAUCGAGAUUCACAGCCCGCAGCCGAGGUCCAUCCCAAGACGGAUCUCUUCGUUCAUGCCCGCCGUACCGGCGAGGGGACGAACCGCUCCGUCAUCCCGAAGACGCAACUUGGGCGGGACGUGGUUCAGCUGGAGCAGCUUGCCGGAAUGGAUGUCGAACACCUGGCGCCCCCGCUACCCUCGUCUGAAAAAACUGUCCUCGACGAGUUCUACACAGCAAUCGGAGCGCGACAGGCUGCAAAAGCAUGGGAAAAGUUUCGAAAAGUCGAGGCGGAUGGCGCUACCGCCGACAUUCAAUUAAAGUACUACAACGCCCUCUUAUACCAGAUGGUCAACUUCCAUCAUAUAAUGAAGUGGGAAGAUCGGUCGAGUGAGACUGUAAUCCAGAACAUGGAAUGGGUGUCGAAGAUCAUGCAGCAGAACAACGUCGCACCAGAUGUGUACACCUAUGCAUAUUUCGUGCGCGCCUACGGCUUAGCAGGGAACCUGGACAAAGUGCGGGAGUAUCUGAGUGCGGCCAACUCGCAGGGGUUUGUGUUGAAGGAAGGUCGGAAUUUCGAGUUGCUGGCACUGGCCAAAACCAAUCCCGCCAAAGCCUUGGACGCAUUCCAAGCUUUCGCCACGGAGCAUAACGAAGGCAAAGGCGACCGCCGGGCGUUCAAAGUACUCCUACACGCAUUCAUCCAACACAAAGACCAUCCCCGGUUCAAGCGAACCCUGCAGCUGGGCCGGGACUACAGAAUCCCGCCCGAUGCAGACGACUACGACGCCCUGAUCCACUACUACGCCGUCAUCAUGCGGAACCCAAAAGAAGCCGAAGCCCUUAUGAGUCACCGGGCCCGCCGAGGAGGUUACGGCGUCUCGGUGAAAAACUACGCGACCCUGAUCUCGGCAUACGCCACGGAAAAAACUUACCCGAAAGUCAUCGACCUCUUCCGCGAGAUGGAUUCCCACUCCCUCCCCCCCGGCAUCAAAAGCUACAACGCCAUCCUGAACGCAUUCUGCCAAACCGACGACGUCCGAAGAACGGUCAUGAUGUUUUUUCGGGUUAGGAGAGACCCACAUGUCGCGGCCGACCAGAUGACGUGGAGAAUUCUAGGCGAAGCCCUGCACAAGUGGAAAGGAACCUUCGGCGAUCUCAUGCGCUCAGUCAAACUCAUACCAACACCCGAGCUCUACAAAUUCCUUAUCACCGGGUUGCUCCAGGCCAACUGCACCCUCUCCACCGCCCGCCUGUGCACGCAGUACCGCCUCCAAAUGGAAAUCAACAACAACGCGCCGUAUACACCCCACUCGCCCUUAACGUACAUUGAGAUCGAGCUACGAAAUUACGCUCGACACGGCCACCGCGAACAGUGCGAGGACCUGUGGAACAAGUAUAUCAAAGACACGAAACUUGAAAAUCAGAACAAUAUCAACGCCAUGAUCGCCCUCUACGCCACCUCCGAGGCCCACGACAUUGUCAAAAUGAACGAGAUGAUCGCCCUCCUCACCGGAAAGGGAUACAAACCCACUAUACCAACCUACGAAAACCAGCUGAAAGCCAUGUGGAAUUUCACGAAAGAGCCGCUUACACCUGAAUUACUGAAUCUCCUUCGACAGGCGGUACAUGCUUAUACCCCUCCCAAACUCCCGCAGACAGACCCCCGACGCCUCUUCUACCGCGCAUGUGAAGUCCUCGGCGACGGGGACAUGGAUAAAGGGUGGGAGGUGUUACACGGCGGUGGGGUGGUGCAAGUGGAGGGGCUGAAAGUGUGGAAAGAGCUUGGGCUGGAGGUUUUGGGGAAGAAGAGGACGCGAAAGAAGAGGGCGGUGGAGAAGAGGGAACGGCUGGAGGAGGUGGAGGAGAUGGGAAUGCGUGUGGAAGUGGAGGUGGGGAAGGUGGUGCGGAAGCAGAAGGGGAGGAAAUGGAGGCCGAAGGUGGAUGGGGAGCGAGAAGGAGAUGGCGGUGUACGCCCCGGUUGAAACGAUGGGACGGCGGUUGAUGAGGACCCGCCCGCGAAUCCCGACAUUGGCACCGCCACCACCGCUGCCCGUGCACACCGCAAGGGCUGCGGAAACGGGACUGCCCAGAUGCCGUCAACAAUGUGGAGCCGAUGC